UUAUGAGUACAUAUAAAACGUUGAUGACUACUACUAUUUUAUUUUGAUCGGCUUAUUAUCGGUUUGAACUCGAUGGUACAUGGCACAUGAUAUAUAAAUAGUUUAUUAUAAAAGCAACCAGAUCAGAUUUGGCUGUCCAAUAUUCAGUUACUGUUGACUACCGACCACUGCACGUUUCGUAUAAUCGAUUUGGAUCAACACAUUGCAUGAAAUGGAGACGGGUAUAGUCGAAUCGUUCGGAAAUGGGACAGUUUUAAUCACCGGAAGUACUGGGUUCUUGGGGAAAAUGCUCACAGAAAAGUUGCUAAGGUCUUGUCCAGUGGACAGUAUCGCUAUUUUAGUCAGAAGUAAGAAAGGGCUUAGCGCCAGUCAACGGGUCGCGGAAAUAUACAAGCAAGCUCUAUUUGACCGACUUCGUAGUGAAAAAUCAGAUUUUAUAGAGUCAAUCAGGAUCAUCGAUGGACAUUUAGAAGAAUCAUCGAUGGGUUUAUCACCGUCUGACCGAGAGUGGUUGAUAGAUAAUGUGAAUUUCGUUUUUCAUUGCGCGGCUACGAUUAAGUUCAACGAACCUCUCGAUUUGGCAUCGCAAAUAAAUGUCCAAGGCACUGAAAAUGUGUUGGCAUUAGCAUCUCAAAUGAAAAAUCUCAAGGGUUUUGUGCACGUGUCAACAGCUUACUCACACUGUCCGAGGAGUGAAAUCAAAGAAGAAUUCUAUGACGUUCCAAUCACGGCUAAAGAGUUAAAAAAUGUGGUUGUUGACGAGGAAUCGACUACUAAAGUUCUAAAGAAUUGGCCGAAUACGUACACAUUUACAAAAGCAGUCACGGAAAAUAUGAUACAAACAAACGGAAAUCACUUGCCGAUAUCAAUAUUUCGUCCAUCGAUUAUCGGAUGCACGAAAUCUGAACCAGAACCUGGCUGGUUGGAAAACAUGAACGGACCAACAGGUUUGGUUACCGGAGUCAUGGUUGGAUUUUUGAGGACGGUACCAAACAUCGGGAGCAAUAUAACAGAUAUCAUCCCUGCCGAUUACACCGUCAACGCAUUGAUUAGCGUCAUGUGGGACACAGUUAACAGACACAAACAGUCGAACGGAGUGAACAACAAGGUACCGAAAAUAUAUAAUUACGUUUCAUGUGUCGAAAGUCCUUUGACAUGGGGUAGAUAUAUCAGAGAAAUGCACGAUCAAUAUUACGUAGCUCCUCCUUUGCAAUCGAUGUGGUACGGUUUUUAUAUUUUCUAUACGAAUUUAAUGGUCGGAAGUAUUUUGAGAUUUUUCUUACACCGAAUACCAGGCGCAUUUAUGGACUUAUUAUUGAUUUUGUGUGGUAAAUCUCCCAAAAUGUUGCGAAUGUAUGCGAAAACAGAAAAUAUGAUUGAUUUACUAUAUGAGUUUUCUACAAGACAAUGGACAUUUGAUAAUGGCAAUAUAAGAGAAUUGUGGUCGUCGCUAAGUAAAGACGACCGUGAAACGUUCCGGUUUAGUUUAGAGGAAUUUGAUUGGAAACCUUACAUAAAAAGCUACUAUUAUGGUAUCAGGAGGCAUGUACUGCACGAAGACCUAAGCAACGUAGGAAAGGCAUCAUCGAAAAACCAAAUGUUAUUAUGGCUGCAUCAGAUGUUUAUGGUUCUAAUUGUUUAUAUCUUGCUGCAAUUGUUUUGGGCGUGUAUAACAUUUGUAUUUUGAAGAAACCGUCGUCAAUAUUCUAUCCAAAAAACAAAUCUAACAAUAAUUGUUAUUAAUUACCAAAAACGAGUUACUUUUAAUAGAUAUAGUUCUUAGAUUCUCAGUUCUCACCAUGUGAAAUGUAAAUAUUAUAAUGUAAACAUACAACAUAUAUAUAUUUAUAUAUAAUAUGUAAUAUAUGUAUUUGUCUUAUUGACUAUUUUAA
Molecule: messenger RNA, 1892 nt
Organism: Metopolophium dirhodum (rose-grain aphid)
Lineage: Eukaryota; Metazoa; Arthropoda; Insecta; Hemiptera; Aphididae
Product: fatty acyl-CoA reductase wat-like
Exons: 8
Coding region: 212-1687 (491 amino acids)
Biological process (GO): long-chain fatty-acyl-CoA metabolic process
Cellular component (GO): peroxisome
Molecular function (GO): alcohol-forming very long-chain fatty acyl-CoA reductase (NADP+) activity
Source: RefSeq, a predicted model, not a curated record